This is a messenger RNA of Peronospora matthiolae, 432 nucleotides long. Lineage: Eukaryota; Oomycota; Peronosporomycetes; Peronosporales; Peronosporaceae. The record is from the annotation of a GenBank genome assembly.
AUGGUAGAGUUUGCCAUCAACAACUCGGUGCAUGCGUCCACGACACAUACACCGUUUUACGUGAAUGGCUUGCGCCAUCCGCGUGUACCCACCUUAAUCGAGUGUAACUCUGGUUUAAGGGGGGGAGGGACUCGCGCGAGCAAAAACCGAUUUGGUUCACGCUCAUCACGCUCUGACGAAGAAGUCAUUGCGUUUGAUGCCGAUAUCGAUAACAUCGAUAUCGAAGAAGAUGAUGCCAGUGAGAGUGCGGAAGCCCUCACUGAAGAAGAUGAUCCCAGUGAGAGUGCGGAAGCCCUCACUGAAGAAAAGGUUGUUGUUGCUGCAGUGCGCUCACAGCACACUGAAGCUAACGAGUCAUCAGAUGAGUUCAUACUGGCUCGUGAAACGGUAGUCCGUUUUGUGCAAGACUCCAUCGCCGAAGCGGUGACUUAG